This is a messenger RNA of Paramuricea clavata, 1536 nucleotides long. The record is from the annotation of a GenBank genome assembly. Lineage: Eukaryota; Metazoa; Cnidaria; Anthozoa; Malacalcyonacea; Plexauridae.
AUGAAUUCAAAACAGCAUGCUUUAAGUCACGAGCAAGAAAUUAUAUUGAAAUUAGUUGAGUCAAAAUACAGUUUGUUCCUUACUGGACAAGGUGGCUGUGGAAAGUCGUAUUUGAUAAAAAAAAUUGUGGAAAAAGAAUCCGCUCGCGGAUGUUGUUUUGUGACUGCUUCGACUGGCAUUGCUGCAGUCAAUAUAUCAGGAACAACUAUACAUGCAUUUGCUGGAAUAAACACUGGAACAAAAUCUGCACACGAGCUCUUAGGCACUGUUAUAUCGAAUGAAGAAGCUGUUAAACGUUGGAAUGAUUGCAGAAUUUUAGUUAUAGACGAGAUAUCUAUGAUUGGAGCUGCCCUGUUCGAAAAGCUCGAUUAUGUUGCUCGUAGAAUUCGAGGUAAUUCUCAACCAUUCGGUGGUAUUCAGUUGUUGCUGAGUGGAGACUUCGUUCAGCUCAAACCUGUCAGCACUGAAGGCUGUGAAAAACAGGAUUACUGCUUUAAGUCUACUUUAUGGAAUAAAUGUGUAGAUUUUAGUUUGGAGUUGACAAAAAUAUUUAGGCAGAACGAGCAAGAACUUCGCCAUCUCCUUCAAGAUGUCAGAAAUGGCUGUAUUUCUGUUAUGUCCCGAAAUUUAAUUCAUUAUUUAAGUCGUGAUUUGAAAUGCGAUCCUUUGGAUAAAGUUCGAUUAUUUCCUCUUAGAGAAGAUGCCAAAUUAGCCAAUGACGAGUGUAUUGAACUUAUUCCUGGAGAAAAAUUUGUCUAUAGAUCACAGGACGACGGUAAGGUGUCUGUAUUUGAACGAAGAUGCUCUGCCGUUUCAGUUUUAGUUCUAAAAGUUGGAGCAAGAGUAGUUUUGUUAAAGAAUCUAGACAAAUCAUUAGUAAACGGUUUGAGAGGAACUGUAAUCGGAAUAAGUGAUGGAUAUCCUCGUGUACGUUUCGACAACAACCGUGUGCAUGUCGUUCAGAUGACACAAUUUCUCGUUCAAGAAGGAAAUAUUGUUGUUGGAACCCGUAAACAAUUGCCACUUGAUUUGUGUUACGGAAUGACAAUUCACAAGAGCCAAUCUAUGAGCUUUCCUUAUGUUGAAGUUGAUCUUGGGAAGGUGUUUGAACAUGGCCAGGCAUAUGUAGCCUUAUCAAGGUCGGAGACACUUUCUGGUUUAAGGAUACUGAAUUUCAGGGAGAGAGCAGUUAUUCCCAACGAACAUGUUCAGAUGUUUUAUAAGACUCUGAACUCGUUUGAAGACGUUGAGAGCUGUAUGUUUGAUCUUAAUGCAUUACCCCCAAAAUGCAGAGAAAUUACUGAUAUGGGUAAGGUAUGCCUGGCUACAAAGAUAACAAUUGAAAGUCCAGCUAGUAAACCAAAUAUACCAACUCUUCAGGAAGAAUUUUCCAAUCUACAACCGCUUAACGUUGGAUGUCUACUCCCAGCAAUCAAAUGGAUAAAACUACAUGUCGUCAGUGAAGAAAUGAAUUUGUUUUUCAAUUCUUUGGGCCUUCAAACUGCAAAGAAUAUGGAGCAACUGAACAAGCACCUC